Durusdinium trenchii is the source of this 1731-nucleotide messenger RNA. Lineage: Eukaryota; Dinophyceae; Suessiales; Symbiodiniaceae. The record is from the annotation of a GenBank genome assembly.
CUCCAUUACCUUUGGGUUCAUCUUCAUCCGCCAUGGAGGGUGAGACCUCCGAGACGGUGCCGCAUCGGCGGAAGUCUCACUCGGAGGAACGGGAGACGGUGCUCGGUCCGCACGAGUUCGAGGACGAAGUCCACACCUCUUACUUCGAUCCGCCUCCACAGACGGAGGAGCAGCUGUCCAACGUCUCAGGCGACCAGCUGGGUCAGAUGGAUGGCAUGGCCUCGGAGGGGAGGGAGAUCUUCUGGUGUUCGCUCGUGGAAUCCGCCGCGGCUGCGGAGGCGCAUCGGGACCGAGCGAUGGUCGCUUGACGGCGGUGGACGCCAGCUGUUGGAGGUUGUUCUGAACCUGCUUCUGCCUUGCCUGGUUUGCUCGCGCAAAGCUGGGGUAUGGCAGCCGCCCUCUGAAUGGCUGCUGAUUCUGCUCACCUUGGCGCUGAAUCUCUGCGGCACUUUUCUGGAAGGUUUCUUCAAAGCGACGCGCUUGCUCUCCCAGAGCAUCCGCUGGAGUCAGAAGGAGCACUUGUUCGUCUUCGUCACGUCGGAGGCCUUCAGCGCUGGUGCCUUGAGCGUGUGCACUUCCUUCCCUGGGGUCUCUGGCAGCGCCGGGGGCGUCCCACUGGGUCUGAACUCUCUGUCCUUUGGAGCGGCCUUCUCCUUAUUGAAUAUGGUCUUCGGGCUCUUGGUCUAUUUGUGGGGCAGCCGCACUGGGCGGCUUUGCUUCCGCCAGCGGUGGGCGCUCAUCGUGCGCUUCGCUGAGAUUUGGAAGAAAGUGGCGCGUGCCACGGUGAUUAUGGCCAUUUUCUUGCCAGUGCUGGGCAUCAGCACCACGUUGCCCCUGGACAUGGCCGAGCCUGAGCUGAGGCCGACGAAGCUGCGGCUGCAGUACAGCUGGAUUGCCCUGGAAUGUCCAGCAGUCACCCUCGGGCUGCUCUGCGGCAUUGUGAUGAGUGUCUGUGGCGCCGCGCUGGCGACCUACUUCUGCGGGAAGUUCGACUGCCACGAGCGCCCGGCGGCGCGGCUGGUGGUGAAUGUGGCCGCCUCCGCCAUGGCCUACAUCGCGAGGGGCAUCGACGCAGCGGUGGAUUCGGUCGAAGGGCGCAACCCGAUCAGCGCCACGAGCGACUUUCUGCGGUCCAAAUUCGUCAGUAGCUUCUGCGGUGCGCUGUCCGCCUUCUCCGGGACGUUGGGCGACAUCGCCGACGUGCAGUUCGGGUGCGCCUCCGAGGACAGCACGCUGGAUGGCCCCGAGAAGCUGAGGAAGGGCCAGGCUCCGAGCCCACAGAGCUCCCUGCGAAGCCUCUCGCGCGUCCCGGCGGUCUACAACUUCUUGCUUCACUGGAUCCUCACGCUGCUGGUGAUGUGGGGCUGCGCGCGCUUCGAAGCCUGGCCCGUUCCCACCGAGCUCCUCACCGCCGCGCCCGUCGCCGACGGAUCGGCCGUCGCGCCCGUCGCGCGGCGGCCGUGGAUGCGGCUGGCGGUGGGGCGCGGGGGGUCGCUGGAGCCAGACAACGAGGUGUGAAAAAAGAAGCCGGGCGAAGGCCGAAGGAGGGCGAAGGUGAGGACAUUGGAGUACAGUUGUUCCAUCAUUUUUGUGGGGUGAGCACCAGGCGUGUACCUUGUGGACAGUGGGGGCCUCAAGCCAUAUUGUUUUUGCGGGGAUGAGUGCCUGGUAAAGGCAGCGUACUCCUUGAGUUGCACUGCUUCGCUUACUUUGGCCCUCCGCCCGUUGCGC